UAAAAUUUGAAAUCAGUUAUGACUAGUAGUUCCUGAAAACAGUUUUGACUAGUAGUUCUUGAAAAUUUGCCUACUUCGAUUCUACAAAUUUGGGUAACUACAAAUACAUAAUAAAAAAGUGACUUUGACUCGCUGUUUAGACUUGUGGUGCUCCGCCUUUGUUGACUGAUUCAAACAAAUUGGCACAAAAUAAACAAGAACACGCAUUUCUGUUUUGAUCAGUUUCAUAACAUCUUUCAUUAUGGCUGAAUUACUUGUGGAGAUGAUGUUGGAACAAUUUGCUUCAAUCACUCGUCAACAGGCAGAAGAAGGGAUUAGGCUAAUUGCAGGUGCUGGCCAAGAAGUUGAAAGGCUUCAAAGCAAUUUACUGUCCAUUCAAGCUGUGCUUGAUGAUGCUGAGAACAGACAGGUUAAGGAAAACGCCGUGAGUGUUUGGUUAGCCAAGCUUAAAGACGUGUCUUAUGACAUUGACGAUGUGCUGGAUGAGUGGAACACGAAGCUUCAGAAAUUGAAAAUUAAGAAAGCUGAAGCUGCAUUUAAUCCACUGAAAAAGGUAUGUUCCUCCAUUCUUCACUAUCUCGGUUGUAGGCCAUUGGUUAUGCGCUACGACAUUGGUGUCAAGAUAAGAGAUCUUGAUAGAAAACUUGAUAUUAUUGCUAAGGAAAAAGAGACGUUCAACUUUAGAUCAAUGACGGAGGGUAACAAAGAAAUAGAGCGACCAAUGACAACCUCUGUUGUUGAUUUAACACAGGUUUAUGGAAGAGAAGAUGAUAAGAAUACAAUUGUAGAUUUAUUGCUGAGUCAGGGUAGUUGUACGCAAGACCUCUGCAUCAUCUCUAUAGUAGGGAUGGGAGGAAUUGGUAAAACAACUCUUGCCAAAUUAGUUUUUAAUGAUGAUAAGGUGAGCACUCAUUUUGAGAUUAAAAUAUGGGUAUGCAUUUCUGAGCCUUUUGAUGAGCUUAGGAUUGCCAAAGCAAUUCUUGAAUCUCUUACAAAUAGUGCACCAAACUUACAUGAGUUAGAAACUGUGGUGCAAAACAUACGUCAAAAAUUAGACAGAAAGAAGUUUCUUCUUAUCUUAGACGAUGUAUGGACUGAAGAUCAAAAAAAUUGGGAAAAUUUGAAAUCUUCUCUCACAUGUGGUUCUCCAGAAAGUAAAAUUUUGGUGACCACGCGAAAAGAGGAAGCUGCAAGUGCCAUAGGAACUACCAAAAUUAUCUCACUAGGGACACUUCUUGAGGAAAAGUGUUGGUUAUUGUUUAGUCGAAUUGCUUUUUUUGGAAAAACCAUUGAAGAAUCUAAUGAAUUGGUGGAAAUUGGUAGGAAACUUGUCCAAAAGUGUAAGGGUUUGCCGCUUGCUGUAAAGACUUUAGCUAGUCUUUUGCGUUGUAAAAGAACUUUUGAUGAAUGGCAAAAUAUCUUAGACAGUGAAAUUUGGGAAAUAGAAAAGGUAGAACAAGAGGUUUUUCAACCUCUACUAUUAAGUUAUUGUGAUUUACCCUGUACUUUGAAAAAAUGUUUUUUAUAUUGUGCCAUUUUUCCAAAGGAUUACAUAAUAGACAUAAAAAGAUUGAUUUGGCUAUGGAUGGCCCAUGGUUAUGUGAAGUCAAAGCCAAAUGAGGAUAUGAAGUUAGUUGGCGAAGAGUAUUUUGAUACCUUAGCAAUGCGUUCUUUCUUCCAAGAUUUUGAAAAAUUGACUUCUUCUAGUAGAGCAAUGUUUUGCAAGAUGCAUGAUAUAGUACAUGAUUUUGCUCAAUAUCUUACCCAAAAUGAGUGUUAUGCAAUGGAGGUUGCUGGUGUUGGGGAGCUAGAAUUGGACUCUACUUAUGAUAGAGUUAGACAUUCAAUGAUAAAGAUUCAAGAAUGGGCCUCAUUUCCUAGCUCCAUAUAUACUAGAAAGACUUUUCUACGUAGCCUUAUGGUUAAUUGUAAUUAUAAUACUAACCACCCUAAGAUAGUUUUGUCCAAAUUAGUUGAUCCGUUGGCAUAUUUAAGGUCACUAUUUUUGAAAAAUUGCUCCAUUGAAGAAAUUCCUGUAGAAAUAAAAGGGUUAAUACACUUGAGGUAUCUUGAUUUGUCACAAAACGAUAACAUAAAAAAAUUGCCCGAAACAUUGUGUGAGUUACACAAUCUACAGACCUUAGACAUUAGUUUGUGUAGUGGUCUCAGAAAACUACCUCAAGGGAUGGGAAAUUUAAUUAACAUGAGAUAUUUGUUGAAUUGGAAAACUAGUAUAAGUUACAUGCCAAAAGGUUUCGAAAGAUUGACCGGUCUACGAACAUUAGGAGAAUUUGUGAUAAGUGAUGGCAGUUAUGGUAGUAAAGCAUGUUCCAUUGAAUGUCUUAGAAACUUCAAAGGCCUUCAAUUUCUUGGUAUACAAGGCUUUGGAAAGUUGACAGAUGCAGCUAAGGUCAAGGGAAUAGAAUUAAUCAAUAAGAAAAACCUGCGUGAUUUGAGUGUAGACUUUGAGGGGAGUGACAAUGAGGGGCAUGAUUAUGAAGAACUUCUUGAAGCGUUGCAACCACCCCCAAAUUUAAUGAAGCUACGGCUGCGAGAUUAUAAAGGCAACACUAUGUUCCCUAAUUGGAUGGUGUCAUUAAACAAAUUGAGCAGGUUAGAUUUGUGGUAUUGUAUAAACUGUGAGCAUUUGCCUCCUUUGGGUAAGUUAUCAUCCCUUGAAAUUCUUAUCAUAUGGGGAAUGAAGAGAGUGAAAAGAGUGGGUAAUGAGUUUUUGGGAAUAGAGAAUGAUGCCACGUCAGCAUCUUCAUCAGUAAUUGCUUUUCCAAACUUAAAAUAUCUAUGGUUUGAUGAUAUGGAAGACUGGGAAGAGUGGAAUUACGAUAUUACGAAGAGAGGAGACGGAGAUAUUACAGUCAUGCUAUCUCUUGAGAGCUUGGAAAUUUCACGCUGCUCCAAAUUGACAUCACUGCCUAACCAUCUGCGUCAGAUGUCAACGUUGAAGAAGAAAUUUGUUAAAUGUCCUCUUCUCGACGAACAGAGAACCGAUAGCUUAUCAUCAUCUUCAGCAAGCUAUCAACUGCAACAAUGAUGCUGUAUAUGUGCAAAGAUACCAACUUUGAAUUCUCAAACACCUAGGGAUGCCAUCAAUGUAACUCGCAGGAAUUUUAGAGCUACAUUGAUUUUGCAUGCUGGAUGUUCACUGGCAAGAAGGAUUGUCCUUUUUCUGCAAACACAGCAUUGAUUUCGCACUUCUGAAAUGACAAGACCAUGAAUUCUCAAGCAGCUAUUGCCGCCUUUACUCAGUGGAAAUGGAGGAAGCAGAGAUUUGAAUAAUGAGACUCAGACCUUGCUAAAUAAUCUUACUAGCCUCAAAUUAAGGUCGCUGACAAAUCAUCUUGUUAUAUGGCAACAUUGGAGAACAAGAUAAGUGGAUGUCUAAUACUUUCAUCAAUCUCCACCCGAUACUAACCAAGAUCUCCCAGGUUCUUUCUCAACUUUGAUUCUGCAUAUGUGCAAAGAGAUAACCUUCUGAAUUCUCUAAGAGCUACAGUUGCCAUCAGUUCACUGCUGCAGAAAAAUAGUUCUGCACAAGUGCAAGUAUCAAGAAAUCUGAUACCGAAUGUUUGUUCAGGACUUGGAACAUUGCAGAGUCUCCUCAAUCAGAAAUUCUGUUUCAUUGUAUGCUUCCUAUGAUGAUUAUAUCAUUUAAAAACACUAGUAACACCCCCAGAUUCUCAUCUUCAUUUGAGUAGAACAGUGAUGAAUCUACUUUAGAGUUGUUGAAACACCAUGUGGUGUUCAAAAUGAUGUUUUGAUGAAAAAUGAUGCUACAGAAGAAAUUUACGAUUAGUGAAAACAAAUGGAUUGAGAAUUAUAGUUGAAAUGAAAAAGAUGUGACAUUUCAAUGAGUGGAUUCUCAGAUUCACAGUAGACGAGUCAAUGCCUUCACACAAAAAAGUGAUGUUGCGACAUUUUAAACUCAUAUUUUUCAGCAGAUCUAUCAACAACUUGCAGUUUCAAGUCACAGGGAUGUAAUUUUCAAAAAUUGUGUUGUUCAACCAUUUUUUGGGGGCAUCAAAUGAAAAAUGAAGAUAUCCUUGUGUGCCUGUGGCGCUAGCCAGCAAGUUGCAGAACUUAACAGCAUAGUAUUGUUGGUCAAACUGUCUCUUCCACCAACUGGCAUAACUAGAACGUUCCAAGAAUCCUGAGUAAGCACUCUUAAAUGUAAGGCUAAGGCCAAACUUGCCAUCUUCAGAUAAUGCUGGAUAUAAAAUCAGUAGAUAAGCAUGGAGUUGUUGGAGGCGACCAAAUUUCUCAGAUUAAGCUGCAAUGCCCAGAAGAGUUCUUGAUCAGUGUGACUGGCCACUACAGUGGUUUUGUUAGAACUCAUAUAUACAUUUCCCGCAGGAAAAGAGGAAGUAAAAAAGAGAAGACUCUUAGCUCUUGGAAAAGGGACCAGGAGACCAUUGCUCUAAUGCAAAAUCGGCCACAGAAAAUAGGGAGACGUGGCAAAACAAAGGAAAAAGAAAAAGAAAAAGAAGUAGCUGUGGAAGAAGUUUAAAAAGGGAGCAGGUGCUACAGAAGAGAAGAGGGUGCAACAACUGGAGGAAAGUGGGGAGAGAGUGGUUCUCUAGGAAGCUGAACUUAUACAGUGGGGACUCAACUAAGUUUCUGUGGAUUUCCUUUUGUGACUAAUCUGUUACUGGAAUUGUAAUUUUGGCUAGCAGUUGUAAUCAAACAUAGUCAUUGAAAAUAGUCAUUGUAUUGAAGAAUUUAUUUUGUAAACUUCAUCAAGAAAUAUUCAAUACAAUCCAUAUUUUCAUCGUCUA
Molecule: messenger RNA, 4790 nt
Organism: Mangifera indica (mango)
Lineage: Eukaryota; Viridiplantae; Streptophyta; Magnoliopsida; Sapindales; Anacardiaceae
Product: putative disease resistance protein RGA3
Exons: 9
Coding region: 242-3049 (935 amino acids)
Biological process (GO): defense response to other organism
Molecular function (GO): protein binding; ADP binding
Source: RefSeq, a predicted model, not a curated record